Messenger RNA from Schistocerca cancellata (South American locust), 3737 nucleotides. RefSeq lists its product as uncharacterized. The transcript has 7 exons. NCBI's taxonomy places the organism in Eukaryota, Metazoa, Arthropoda, Insecta, Orthoptera, Acrididae. The record is from RefSeq and is a predicted model, not a curated record. Bases 221 to 2377 code for a protein of 718 amino acids.
UAUCAUGUUUUCUAAUAGGUGGUGCUGUGAGUAAACGUCAUACCGAGUGAGGUGUAACAUGGUGCUCAAGGAGGCUGGACGUUAACAAGUUAAUAAGAUAUUCGUUUUCAUAAAAUCUGUGGACCAAAACAGCUGUUUAGAAGGAGGUUAUGACAGCUCUACGGCGUAAAGACAUACUGACAGCAGCACAGUUUACUCUUUCGUCGUCAUUAAUUUGGAGAUGGCACUUCAGACAGCGCCCAUGUGUAAGGAAUGUGGAUGGAGCUGUAAAAGCUGUGCUGAUCAGUCUAAUCUACAUCUUCAUGUUGAAAUUGAAAAUUUAAAGCAACGCCUUCUAGAACGAGAGCAUCAUAUAGUUACCAUGGAAACAAACUUUUUAGCUGAGGCAGAAAAGUUUCCAAAUGGAGAGUAUGCCGCUCUUACCGAGGAACUUCUAAUGUGGCAAGAUAAAUAUUCAAGACUGUACGAGUCAUAUAAGCGAGUCCAAAAAGUAAACCAAAAUUUGGAAGACAAAUUAUUAAGAAUUGUUGAUAAAUGUGAAACAGAGAAAAAUGCUUUAGUUCGUGAAGUUGCUUCAUUAAACCAACAACUUACGGACUCAAGAGUCAAAGUGAAUUACCUGCAAAACGAAAAUGAACGUUACAGGAAUGAUGUGAACCUUGCUAUUCAGUUGCUACAGUGUAAACCAAACAAUUUUGUGCCACAAAGAUAUGAUUCUCUUCCAGCAGAUUUACAGCAGAAAGUCCUUUCAUAUAUAUACAUGUGUGGAAGAAGAAGAGCCCCUGACAGUAAUUCAGCUCCUAUUAAAAUGGAAAUGAAGACCAUCAAAGUGCCUAUACCCUCUUCCCCACCAACUUCUAUGGUUUAUUCUGUCAACAAGAAUGCUAGUGAGAGUGAUGACAGCACCGAUGAAGGGACAGAAACAGCACAGCCACCAGUGGACAGCGUUUCUGCAGCAAUAAUGGCAAAGGUUCUGGAAGAACGGCAGCGGGAGCGUCAACAGAUAAGACAUUGUGAAAGUUGUCAGUGCCCUUCACAAAGUGGACGGAUUGUGGAAAAUUAUAUGAAAGGCAGUGAUGCUACUAUUCAGGUUGAUUUUCCAUGCUUGUGGUGUGGGCAGUGUGCGGACUUGGGAAAAACUGUCAUUGAUGCCACCAACAGGGCUAGCCAGGGCCUUGUAAGGUAUGUUGAUGUAAUUGCUACAAGAACUGGUGAAACUGUUAGUCGUAGUAGCCAAGUGAGGCAGAAUGAAAUUGACAGUAGCUACACUUCUAAUAAUAGCUCAGGAACUAAUCCUACUAGGUUGGGUGUCAAAAUUGAUAGUUCCAGACUGAGUACAUCAACACGCAAGACUGUUACUAGUGAUGUUACUUGUGUUCCACUUAGUGGAAGUUACAAGAAAAGUAAAUCAACUGAAAGCUUUUACCCUCAAAUCCCAAAAGCUGUGAUUACUGUUGGCAGUUCAGUUCCUGCAGUGAAUGGUUUCACAAGUGAGAAAAAAGAAGAAAGUCGUAAAUCAUAUAGUGAAUUGGAUGAAAUGUUGAGCAAUGGUUUUGGUAAUAAACAGACAUCUUCUGUCAACAACAGAAUAAACAACAGUUCUCCUGAACUAAAAUCAGUAGAUUUUUCGAAUAUAGAUGCUAUUGAAAAUUCGAAACAGAAUUGUUAUCAUAAUUAUGUAAAACACAGUGUAAAUAAUAUUAAAGGUGUUCAGAAUUGUACUAUAGAUCUUGAAGUAGUUAGUGAUGGCAAGAGUGAUACAUCUGCUACAGUUAGGACUAAAAGUAAUGGAGAUCUUGUAAAUAGAGUGCAAGUUUGUCAGGUAAGAAACACCUCUGAGAAUUCUGGAACAAAAGUGAAUAGCUGGGAUGGUAAAAGUUAUAUAAGUAAUGAUGAAUGUAUGAGCAGUUGUUCAGAGGGAACAAGAGAUUUAAAUGAAUGUGAGAAAUUAAUACCAUAUUCCACCUCUGAAAAGUGUGUUAGCCAAGUGCCAUUCCCUGGAAUGGUGAAGCCUACAGAAACCAGCAUAAGUAAGCUCACUUUUCUAAAUUCUUCUAAGCCUAAAGACAGACAUUUAGAUAAUUCUGUGCUUCCAGGACCUCGUUUGUGUUCAAUGCGUAUGCAGCUAGGUUCAAGUAAUAUCUUAUUAGAUAAUGCUACAGCAUAUGAACCUGUAUUGUACACAGGCAGAUCAUCUCACCAGGAAACCAGUAAAUUGUGGAAUAGCAAUUGCAGCAGGCCUGGAACAGCAGUGCUUGUGCAUUCACCAAGAUCUCACUCAGUAUCAAGCACAGAAGAGAUAGUACAUAGAAAUGAGGGAACCACCAAUAAAUCAUCUCAGUGGUUACAAGAAAAUCCACCAGAAACAGAGAUAUAGUAUAUAUUACAAUGAAGUAAAUAAUAUUAAAUGUAAAACAUUUUAAGAAUGUUUGAAUUAUAUAUGUCAAGUUCCUUGUAUUUUUGAAACUUGAAUUGUGUGUUUGUUAAUAUGAGAUAUACAGUUUUAUUCAUUCAGUGUCAGUUGAUGAAAUCCUGUAUUGCCGCUGAUUUGUAAUUAAAACUUUAGCUCUCGUACUGUAUUUAUUCAUAAUGGAGCAAGACAGGGCAGUGUACAAAGCCAGUUGGUUGCUGGUGUAUCUUAUAGUUGCCAAAUACAAAUUUUAGAAUUGUACUACAUGUCUUUUUGUCACUUGAAAAUUUUAGUUGUUUCUUUUUGCAUUUCUGUAUCUUCAAAUGUAUCACAUAUCACCUUAGAACUACUUAAGGCCAGCAUUGUGUUGUAACACCCAGCCCAAAGUGAAGUGAACUCUGAUAAUGUAGUUGUAACAUUGUUAUAACUUUGUGUUUGUAGAUUUUAAGCUGGAGUUCCUUUCAGGGGCGGGUGGGGGGAGCAAUUAGUGGAAUGGAAAUUGUAAUUGGUUCCUCCAGUUGUGCUACAUUCUGGAAUGGGGCAGUACUGAAAAAACGGUACCUUUUUUUGGUAAGUGGUGAUCAUUGAACAGGAUAGAGUUGUAUGUAGAGCAGGAAAACAGAUAUUAAGACUUUGCCACAUGAAGAAAGCAUUUUUAUAUCCACCCUGAAUUUUGAUAUUUUCUGCAUACAUGUCUAUAAACAUUUUAGUAGGCAUAAUAUAUUUGGAUGUGUAAUUCCUUAAAUACCAGCUCAUUCCUUUCCCCAAUUCACCCUUCUCUUUCUCCUAAAUCUCAUUUUGUAUAUGGUUACUGGGCGUAAUAGAGGAACAGUGACUUUGAUUAUUGCAUUAGUGUUUUGUAUUUGAAAAUAUUUCUAUUUUAAUUCUAUUAUAAUGUGUUGCAUGCAUCACAGUGUAAGAUAUAAAUAACCAUUUUUGGCAUCUGGCUACAUAAUAACCAUAAUGUCAUCUAUACUGUGUGCUGUUGACUACAUAUAGCAUUAUAAUUUAAAGUCUGGUGUUACUAACAGAGAGUCUUCUAUUCAUUGGGAGUAACUGAUAUGGUUGUAUUCCUUGUUUUCUGCAGUUGAGAGGUGAUUCAGUUGUGAUUAAGGCCAGACACAGUUAUACAUUAUAAAUUUCAAUUUGUUUUCAAAACCAUAUCAAGUAAUUAUUGUAAACUACAUUUCAAUAUCUAAUUUAUCUCAUUUCUGUAUGCACAUUAACGUGCUUCACACUUCUGGACUACAUGUAAUGGAAUGUUAGUCUUUAAGUCUUUAAAAGAAGUUAUAAUCUGGACUUGUGAAGUAAACCAUGUUUUAUGUCA